Molecule: messenger RNA, 1423 nt
Organism: Calidris pugnax (ruff)
Lineage: Eukaryota; Metazoa; Chordata; Aves; Charadriiformes; Scolopacidae
Gene: GZMA
Product: granzyme A
Exons: 5
Coding region: 66-842 (258 amino acids)
Biological process (GO): proteolysis
Molecular function (GO): serine-type endopeptidase activity
Source: RefSeq, a predicted model, not a curated record
UUUUCAUUUAGACAUAUAUAUAUAUGUAUUAAACAGUGACUAAGGGGGAACACCAGACAGAAAUCAUGGGAACCUUCCUCACCUUGUCCACCUCUGCUGCUGUCAUUCUCCUGGUAAUUUGUAGGGGUUUCUGUGUGGAUAUCAUUGGAGGAGCAGAAGUACCACCACACUCAAGACCAUAUAUGGCCCUAAUCCAGAGAAAAGAUGAAAGCCUUAUUUGUGGAGGAGCUUUGAUCAAGAAAAACUGGGUGUUAACAGCUGCCCACUGCAAAGUGGAAGGAGGCAGAGUUAUUCUUGGAGCUCACUCACGGAAAACAAAAGAAAGAGAAAAACAGGUUUUUCGGAUUGCAAAACAAAUUCGCCACCCAUGCUACUAUUCUGAUUCUCACGAAAAUGACAUUAUGCUGCUGCAGCUUCAGAGAAGAGCAAAACUUGGUAAAGCAGUGAAAGUCAUUGACCUGCCUACCUCAUUUGAUGAUCUCAAAGCAGAAACAAUUUGCUCAGUAGCAGGAUGGGGACAAACUGACAGUAUUGUAAAAAAAAUUUCUGAUACCCUGAUGGAGGUUAAUGUCACUGUCCUCAGUAGGGAAAUCUGCAAUGACAACAAGCAUUAUAAAAACAAACCUGUUAUAACAGAAAACAUGAUAUGUGCUGGAGCUAAGAAUGGAGGAAAGGACUCAUGUCGUGGGGAUUCUGGCGGACCUUUAAUAUGCAAUAAUGUGAUGAGAGGCAUCACUGCUUUUGGGAAGAAAGAGUGUGGUGCUCCUGAUGGUCCUGGUGUCUACACUCGACUCACAAAGCACUACGUUCAGUGGAUAAGGAAAACCAUAGGGGGAGCCUAAUAGAUCAGGCUUUGACCAAGUGAUUUCCUGCUUUGUACUUGGGUAACAAUAUCUAGUUUUGAAAUACGCUUUUAAAAAUAGCUUCAUUAUGCCAGUAUAAGAGGUAUUCCCACACUGAAUUUUAUCAGCUUGAUGUCCUUAUAGAUGAAAAUACAUAUGAGUGUUUUAAGGGCAGAUGUGAUCUUAACAGGGCCAGAAUACAGUGCUCUGCUACAACAGCACUUGUAGCUUAUACAGUCAGCCGUGGAGUCAUUUGACAGGUAUUUGUGUCUCAGGUUUCCACCGUUCUUGCGCCGCACAGUCAGACUAAGCUAAGCUCUACAUGGGUGAGUAUUUCUGACCAAGAAUCUAAAAACCCAGCUGGUUCUGUUCUCACUGCAUGUUAAGUACACAGUGCACUCUUCUGUAUCCGGGCUUCUGCAAAUAACCCUGAAAGUUAGUGCAAUGCUAGGUACAACUCCAGGCACCUGAAAAACUGGGUAGUUUCUCUGCAGCAGAUCUCCUGAUUUCACAGGUGUGGGGACUGCUAAGCUUCAGAAAAUUAAAUUUCGGCAAGUGCAUUUGACUGUGGGACAUAAUAA